AUGUUUCAAUUCUCCCUUCGAGACAAAGCAAAGCAUUGGUUGAGAACGGUUGAAGAGGGAUCGUUGAGUACUUGGGAUGAGGUGACUAGAGCUUUUCUUGGGAAGUAUUGCCCUCCCGAGAAAACCGCUGAAUUAAGACGGAAGAUCACAAACUUCAACCAAGAGGUUGAUGAAACUUUGAGUGAAGCAUGGGAGCGGUUCAAAUAUUAUACUAGAGCAUGCCCUCACCACGGUUUCACCUCAUGGAUCAUAGUGCAAAGCUUCUAUGAUGGUCUUACUCCUACCUCAAGGGCCAACCUUGAUUCGGGAGCCGGAGGUAGCCUUAAAAAGCUAUCGGUUGACAAGGCCUACAAAAUGAUUGAGGAAGUGGCUAAGCAUUAUGCUUAUGGAGGUGAUAAAAGGCCAGGUCAACCCAAGAAGGGCGGUAAGCAUGAUCUUAAAGCAAUAGAUCUUAUUGCUUCAAAGGUUGAUAUGUUAGCUCGAAAGCUAGAUCAAGUGAACAAUGUGCCCGGUAGCUCCUCCCCACAAGUCAUGUCUUGUGAGACUUGUGGAGGAAAUGACCACUUAGAAUCCUAUUGCAACACUACAAUGGAGCAUGUGGCUUCACUUGGUAGGAAUGAUCCUUACUCCCAAACUUUUAACCAAGGUUGGAAAGAACAUCCAAAUUUUGGGUGGAAACAACCCAAUCAAGCUCCCCCUCCUCAAAACAAUUACAACCAAGCUCCUCCUUACAAUCAACCCCCUCCACAACAACAAGCUCCCUAUCGCCACCCCAAUCAAAGAGAAAAUGUCCAACAAAGACCCCAAUACAAUCAAGCCCCUCCUCCUCCAAAAUCCAACAUUGAAUCCGUUUUGGAAACCUUCAUGACCCAACAAAUCAAAAUCAAUGGGGAAGUUAGUAGCUCAAUUCAACAACUCCAAGCACACAACAAGAUGAUUGAACGUCAAUUAUCUCAAAUUGCACAACAAGUUGGGUGCACCUCUAACCCCGGUGGUCAAUUUCCAAGCACAACGGUAAUGAAUCCAAAAGAGCAAGCGAAAUCAAUCACCUUUAUUAUGGAAGGAGGGUAUGAAACUCCAAUUAUGAGAGAAAAUGUUGCCAAAAAGGGAGAUGAGGGAGAUAGUUGGGUAGAUGAAAGUGAGUUUGAAAAUAAAGUGAGUGAGGAGGCGAGAGGAAGGUCAAAAAUGAGUGAUGAGGGUGCCUCAAAGAGAGAUGAUGGAGAAGUGAAGAGUCAAGCUCCAUUGAGAGCAUAUGAGCCUCAUAUUCCAUUCCCUCAUAGAAUGAUAGAGAAGAAUCUAAAUGAGAAACUUUCUAAGUUCCUUGAUGAAAUGGAAGGACUUCAAUAA
This is a messenger RNA of Chenopodium quinoa (quinoa), 1347 nucleotides long. RefSeq lists its product as uncharacterized. Bases 1 to 1347 code for a protein of 448 amino acids. The transcript has a single exon. Lineage: Eukaryota; Viridiplantae; Streptophyta; Magnoliopsida; Caryophyllales; Amaranthaceae. The record is from RefSeq and is a predicted model, not a curated record.